GUUCCCUCAUAUAAGGCCAUACAAAGUAGCUCAUGUCCGCAAGACUUCCAAGGUUCCGCUCACCUAGGGUGAUUCAAUGAGAAAACCAUGAAAUUUCUUAGUAACGUGUUUGUCCUUAUCUUCUGCGUGGUUUCUGUGCAUGCUCAAGUGCGAAGACCGCACAUUUGCCAGCAACCACCCGAAACUGGCCUCUGCCGAGCACGUAUACCGUCCUGGUUUUAUAAUCCUCAAACGGGUUCUUGUGACGUAUUCAUCUAUGGCGGUUGCGGCGGGAACCAGAAUCGAUUCGACACCAAAGAAAUGUGCGAAGCGAGAUGUCAACCUCAAAGGCCAAGACCGACCAUUUGCCAGCAGCCGCGCGACCCUGGCCUCUGCCGAGCAUAUAUACCAUCCUGGUUUCAUAAUCCUCUAACGGGGUCCUGUGAAGUAUUCAUCUAUGGCGGUUGCGGCGGCAACCAGAAUCGAUUCGACACGCAACAAGAGUGCGAAGCGACAUGUCUACCCCAAAUGGGAAGACCGAAUGCGUGUCAGCAACUGCCGGAAACUGGCGUCUGCAGAGCACGAAUGCCAAGGUGGUUUUACGAUUUCCGAUCAAGGUCUUGCAAAAUUUUCAUCUAUGGAGGUUGCGGCGGGAACGAGAAUCAAUUCCCUACUGAAGAAGCGUGCCAGGCUACAUGCCUACCAACACAUAGGCGGAAAAUUGUCUGCAGCCAAGACCCAAACCCUCGACAGUGCUACUGGGGUUCCAGAUGGUAUUUUAAUUCUUCACUGGACACCUGCCAGCAACUUCCCCUCGGCCAAUGCUCAAGUACUGCUAACAGGUUUCCAACAUGUGUGCAGUGCAUGAGCAGGUGUACGAAAUUCAACGCAAGAGAGUCAUGCCGUGAAAUCCUUAGGGCCCUUCCUGGGCCCGGACAGCCGGAAUAAGCGUUUAAUUCAAGGCCAUCCUCCGGAUAAUGCUGAAACUAAUAUCGUCUGCCAGAAUUGAUGCUUCGCUGCAGAAUACUUACUAAAUCUACCAAAAGAUAUUUAGCAAUCAAUAGAAUAUAGCAGCAGUAGCAAUAAAAUUAUGAGGAAGUGAAUAAAAGACGUUCGUUUACUAU
This is a messenger RNA of Dermacentor silvarum, 1103 nucleotides long. RefSeq names its product carboxypeptidase inhibitor SmCI-like. The record is from RefSeq and is a predicted model, not a curated record. Gene Ontology annotation, molecular function: serine-type endopeptidase inhibitor activity. Gene Ontology annotation, cellular component: extracellular region. Bases 88 to 927 code for a protein of 279 amino acids. Lineage: Eukaryota; Metazoa; Arthropoda; Arachnida; Ixodida; Ixodidae. The transcript has 6 exons. Gene Ontology annotation, biological process: negative regulation of peptidase activity.